CCACUUCUUUCUGCUUCAUCAAUUUGUUUCCACACUGCUUUGCGUUCUACCCCUCUCUCUCACUCUCUCUGCAAACUGAUCACCAUGGAAGCUGUUGGAGAGGCUCUUCUUUCCUCUUUCUUUCAACUCUUGCUUAGCAAACUGAAGUACCCCUCUGAUCUGUUGAAGUAUGCCCGCCAAGAGCAAGUCCACCGGGAGCUCAAGAAAUGGGAGGAAAUGCUGUCGGAGAUGCUUCAACUGCUCAAUGUAGCUGAGGACAAGCAGAUCAACGAUCCCUCCGUGGAAGCAUGGCUGGCACGUCUCCGGGAUUUGGCUUAUGACAUGGAGGAUGUCUUGGACGAGUUUGCGUACGAAGCUUUGCGAAGAAAGGUGAUGGCGGAAGCUGAUGGUGAAGCCAGCACAAGCAAGGUACGCAAGUUCAUCCCUACUUGUUGCACUACUUUCACUCCCGUUAAGGCUGUGCGUAAUUUUAAGAUGGGGUCCAAGAUAACGGAGAUCACUGGCCGAUUAGAAGAAAUUUCAGCUCAAAAGACAGGGCUUGGUUUGAAGUGUUUGGACAAGGUGGAAAUAAUAACCCAAUCCAGUUGGGAAAGGCGGCCAGUCACUACCUGUGAGGUAUACGUACCUUGGGUUAAGGGCAGGGAUGAUGAUAAACAGAUCAUAAUUGAGAUGCUGCUUAAGGAUGAACCCGCUGCAACCAAUGUUUCUGUAGUUUCCAUCGUGGCCAUGGGUGGCAUGGGCAAGACUACUCUGGCAAAACUGGUGUACGAUGAUACUGCAGAGCCCAUAGCCAAUCAUUUUGCUCUGAAAGCCUGGGUUUCUGUAUCAAUUGAUUUUGAUAUAGUGGGAGUAACAAAGAAACUUCUCAACUCUCUUCCUUCUCAACGCAGUAAUUCAGAGGACUUUCAUGAACUUCAACGCCAGUUGAAGGAUGCAUUGAGGGGAAAAAGAUUUUUGAUAGUUUUGGACGAUUUGUGGGGAGACAUGCGUGCUAAAUGGGACGACCUACGCUCCCCUUUCUUGGAGGCAGCAUCGGGAAGCAAAAUCUUGGUCACCACUCGCAAUCGAGAUGUUGCAGAAUGGGUGGGGGGACCCAAGAACUUACAUGUCCUCAAACCCUUAUCUGAUGAUGACUGUUGGUCGGUAUUUCAAAUACAUGCUUUCCAACAUAUAAAUAUCCACGAGCACCCGAAUUUGGAAUCAAUUGGCAAGAAAAUUGUAGAGAAGUGUGGAGGUUUGCCCUUGGCGGCAAAAGCACUUGGUGGCCUUCUGCGUGCUGAACGAAGAGAACGUGAAUGGGAAAGAGUAUUAGAUAGCAAAAUAUGGGAUUUACCUGACAACCCCAUCAUCCCUGCAUUGAGAUUGAGUUACGUUCAUCUCCCUUCACAUUUAAAGAGGUGUUUUGCUUAUUGCGCGAUAUUUCCCCAAGACUAUGAGUUUAUGAAGGAAGAGCUAAUCCCCUUAUGGAUGGCGGAGGGGCUAAUUCAACAAUCAAAAGAUACUAGGAGAAAAGAAGAUCUUGGUGAUAAGUAUUUUUGUGAGCUAUUUUCAAGGUCAUUUUUCCAAUCGUCAAGUAGUAAUGGAUCACUGUUUGUGAUGCAUGACCUUCUUAACGAUCUAGCUAAAUAUGUUGCUGGAGAUACAUGCUUGCAUUUGGAUGAUGAGUUUAAGAAUAAUUUGCAAUGUCUCAUUCCUGAAAGUACUCGUCAUUCAUCAUUUGUUCGUCAUAGGCAUGAUAUCUUCAAAAAGUUUGAAAGAUUUUAUAAGAAGGAGCGCUUGCGUACAUUCAUAGCUAUUUCAGCACAAAGAUAUUUUAACCGCAUAAGUUAUAAGGUGCUUAAGGAAUUGAUACCAAGUUUAGGAUACCUAAGGGUGCUCUCCUUGAGUGGUUAUGAGAUAAAUGAGAUACCAAAUGAAUUUGGCAAUUUGAAACUUCUAAGGUAUCUUAAUUUGUCUAAUACCGAUAUUGAAUAUUUACCUGAUUCAAUUGGCGGUCUUUACAAUCUACAGACAUUGAUAUUAUCAAACUGUGAUAGGCUUACCAGGUUGCCUAUUAGCAUUGGGCACCUAAUUAACCUUCGACAUCUUGAUGUUAGUGGAGACGGAAAUUUACAAGAAAUGCCUUCACAAAUUGGUCAAUUAAAAGAUUUGCAGGUAUUGUCUGAUUUCGUGGUGGGCAAAAACAAUGGUUUGAAUAUCAAAGAGUUGAGAGAAAUGUCAAAUCUUAGAGGUGAACUCCGUAUUUCAAACUUGGAAAAUGUGGUGAAUGUUCAAGAUGUAAGGGUUGCCCGUCUAAAAUUAAAAGAUAACCUUGAAAGAUUGACACUAGCGUGGAGUUUUGGCUCGGAUGGUUCAAGGAAUGGAAUGGAUCAAAUGAAUGUCCUUCACCAUUUAGAACCUCAAUCGAAUCUGAAUGAACUCAACAUUUAUUCAUAUGGUGGUCCAGAAUUCCCAGAUUGGAUAAGGAAUGGCUCAUUCUCUAAAAUGGCGGAUCUAAGUCUCAUAGAUUGCAAAAAGUGCACAUCUUUACCAUGCUUGGGGCAGUUACCAUCGCUUAAACAGUUGACGAUUGAAGGAAUGGAUGGAGUAAAAAAUGUGGGUUCAGAGUUUUAUGGAGGGACAUGUCUUUCUGCAGAUAAGUUGUUCCCAUCACUAGAGUAUCUAAGCUUCGAAGAUAUGUCAGAAUGGGAGUAUUGGGAGGACUGGUCUUCCUCCACAGAAUCCUUAUUCCCUUGCCUCCGUAAGCUUGCAAUUGAUAAUUGCCCUAAAUUGAUUAAGAAAAUACCCACUAACCUACCUUUGCUGACAAAGCUCUAUGUUGACAACUGCCCAAAACUGGAGUCUACACUUUUAAGGCUACCAUCUCUCAAGGAAUUAAAAGUCAAGAAAUGUAAUGAGGCGGUCUUGAGAAAUGGAACUGAGCUCACCUUAGUGACCUCACUCACCAAGUUAACAGUUUCUGGGAUUUUAGGGCUUAUCAAAUUGCAACAAGGAUUCGUGCGGUCAUUGUCAGGGCUUCAGGCUUUGGAAUUUUCAGAAUGCAAAGAGCUCACAUGUUUGUGGGAGGAUGGGUUUGAAUCCGAAAGCCUUCACUGCCAUCAACUUGUAUCCUUGGGAUGCAAUCUUCAGUCUUUAAAAAUAAAUAGAUGUAACAAGCUAGAGAGGCUUCCAAAUGGAUGGCAGAGUCUAAAAUGCCUUGAAAAGUUGGAAAUCGCGGACUGUCCAAAGCUGUUGUCAUUUCCUGAUGUAGGUUUCCCACCAAAGCUGAGAAGUCUUACUUUUGAAAAUUGUGAAGGUCUCAAGUGUCUACCUGAUGGGAUGAUGCAAAAUAGUAACGCCAGCAGUAACUCAUGUGUCCUUGAAUCCUUGUACAUAAGGCGGUGUUCAUCUCUCAUUAACUUUCCAAAUGGAUGGCAGAGUCUAAAAUGCCUUGAAAAGUUGGAAAUCGCGGACUGUCCAAAGCUGUUGUCAUUUCCUGAUGUAGGUUUCCCACCAAAGCUGAGAAGUCUUACUUUUAAAAAUUGUGAAGGUCUCAAGUGUCUACCUGAUGGGAUGAUGCAAAAUAGUAACGCCAGCAGUAACUCAUGUGUCCUUGAAUCCUUGAACAUAACGCGGUGUUCAUCUCUCAUUAACUUUCCAAAUGGGCAAUUACCCACCACCCUAAACAACCUAAGCAUAACCGAGUGUGAAAAUCUAAAGUCUCUUCCAGAAGGAAUGAUGCACUGCAAUUCCAUCGCCACCACCAACACCAUGGACACGUGUGCCCUUGAAUUCUUAUUUAUAAAGGGGUGUCCGUCUCUAAUUGGUUUUCCGAAAGGUGGGUUACCUACCACUCUCAAGAAUCUCUACAUAAUGGAGUGUGAAGGGCUAGAGUCUCUACCAGAUGGAAUAAUGCAUCACGAUUCCACCAAUGCUGCUGCUCUUCAAUUCCUGUGUAUCUCUUCAUGUUCAUCUCUCACAUCCUUCCCAAGAGGGAAGUUUCCUUCCACCCUUGAGGAACUUUGGAUUCUGGAUUGUGAACAACUAGAGUCAAUUUCAGAGGAGAUGUUUCACCCUACCAAUAAUUCACUUCAAUCUUUACGCAUCUUGAGGUGUCCUAAUCUCAAAGCCCUGCCAGAUUGCCUCAACACCCUUAGAGAUCUAAGGAUUGGAGAUUUUAAAAAUCUGGAAUUGUUGCUUCCUCGAAUAAAAAACCUCACUCGUCUUACAAAGCUUUUCAUCUGUAAUUGUGAGAAUAUCAAGACCCCCCUAUCCCAAUGGGGCCUUUCCGGACUCACCUCUCUUAAAGUCCUCUGGAUAGGAUGCAUGUUUCCAGAUGCGACUUCCUUUUCGAAUGACCCCCGCUUGAUUCUUCUUCCUACAACUCUCACCUCCCUUUCCAUUUCACAAUUCCAGAAUCUGGAAUCCCUAUCCUCCCUGUCUCUCCAAACCCUCACCUCUCUUGAACAGCUAUCGAUCAACAAUUGCCCUAAGCUCCGGUCAAUUUUGCCAAGGGAAGGACUGUUGCCUGACACCCUUUCACAACUGUAUAUGUUCCAGUGCCCAUAUCUAAAACAAAGGUACUCGAAGGAGGGAGGAGAUGAUUGGCCCAAGAUUGCCCACAUCCCCUAUGUGAAUAUUGAAUAGAAACACAUCUUUUGAGCAAUAAAUAAGAAAGCAGCUCUUCACAUGGCUCCUAACUUGGCAUUUUCUCUUUAAUCCACUGCAAUCAGAAAUGAGGAUCACUACUUCUCCCUUGCCAGGUGCAUUUUUAGUGCUUAGAAUGUAAAAAGGAGAAGAGAGGAUUAGCUCCCUUUAUAGAUGGAUGACAAAUGGCUUCUGGGCAAAAUUAUCUUCAGCUACGUUAUGCUCAAAUGGGUUGCACAUCUUGUUGGAGUGACAAUGUCAAAUAAGAUGUACAUUAUACGAAUAUUUGACCAUCUGAGAAGCAUCUGAAUCUGGAAACUACCAGUGUGCCUCUACAACCUUAGAAUUCCUCACAUAAGAAAAUGUGGAUCUCAAGUCCCUACCUCAUCAGAUUCAGAGUCUCACAUCUUUUCAACAGAUUCAGAGUUUCACAUCUCUUCACAUGGUCCAGGUUCUGGACUUCUUUCAGAAAGCAAUUUCACAAAUACAAUUGCAAGGGUAUUAAGACACCCUGUCUUUGUGGACCCUCCAAAGAUUUGCCUUUCACAAAGCUCUAUUCAUUCAUUUUAUAUUGUGCAUUGUUAAAUGCAGUUUCCUUUCGACAGUAUUUCUUGCUACAACUCUCAUUGAUCUUUCAAUAAAAAGACUCUCAAAUCUGGAAUCCUUAGCCACCUCCCUUGGUCUUCAAAACUUCAUCUCUGUUCAACUUGUAGAGAUUGAGGAGUGCCCUGUUCUAGUCCCCAUUGCCAAGUGAAAGGCUAUCUGCUGAGUUUUAUUGAGUGUCCACUUCUAAAUCAAAGAUGUUUGAUGGAGAAUAAUGGAGAUUGGCCCCGGAUUGCUUGCUUAGCCUAAUGUGAGAAUAGAUCAUGAAGUCAUUUUUGAACCAUAAUAAGUUCAAAUUGCAAAAAUGGGUGUAGAGGCAAUUCAACCUUAUCCUAUCCUUACAUCUAAUAAGGUGCCCUCUGAGCAGUUUUAGUUGGAGAUUUGACAUGCAGGCAUAGGAAAAAAAUGACAAAGGAGGGUCCCAUUUGACAACAGUUACAAAUUGGCAUGGAUGUCACGAUUUCAAUGUUUUCACAAUGUCAAACGGAAUUAUUCAAUUUGUUGUAUGUUCAAUGCUCUUAUUGUGUUUGACAAAAUGGGAUUUGGAGUUCACGUUGGAGAUUACAAGUUUGAACUGAAUGCAAACAAUUGUCAGCAUUCAUUAGCGUGAAUUUUAUCCAACAUACAAGCUUUUAGGUGAGUGAUAAACACUAAAAACUUUUCUAUUUUGUUUCCUUUGAAAUUCUCUUCAUUUUUAAACCAGCAUACUGUUAAUUUGUUUGCAACGUGUUAUAUUUAUAGAAAAUUUCCUUAUCUAGAUUUAUACUGCAGAUUUGAACAAUGUUUGAAAUGAAAAACACUUUUUGGCAUGUCCUGCUAUCUUGAGUUGCACCAGUCAGAGGCUCAAAGAGCACAAACUCUUAUGACUGGAGGAAAGACAACUGACUUCUCAUUCUAUGAUUCAUGGGUGAGAAAAACCUCCUAGUAACUUCAAACUUUAACUUUAAUAGCUGAGGAACAUUUGGUUAUUGCAAUACUAAUGUUUUUUGGAAGCUAGUUACAGUAUUCUUGGGUGAAAAAAUCUGUGUAACCACCUAGUAACUUUGAACUUAAACUUUAAUACCUGAGCAAUAUUUGGUUAUUGCAAUACCUAAUGUUUUUUGGAUGCUAGUUGCAGUAUACAUGGAUGAAAAAAUAUGUGUUUCUAUUUUAUUUUAUUUUUAUUAUUUUAAGUAGAUUCAUGGCCUUUAUCCAUUCCUUACAUAUUCCUAAUAUUAUAAAGCUUACUUGUUUUCCCAAAUUGCUUAUGGUAUGAUAGAAGUGAAAGCAUUAAAUUGUUAGUUAAAAGAAAUAAUCUGUUUGCUACAGGAGAUUGGAGAUGAGAUUACAACAUGAUCUCAUGUCCUUUGUAAUUUGUAGAUUGAGGGUUUUCAAAAGGCUUUGCCCCAAUACCAGUAAAAGAAGAAGAGUUGCCAUGAAAGCAACUAACAUUGGUACCUUGUAUCUCAAAUUUCAUAGAGAGUUGAUAAUUGAAUUGGUGCCCAAGACAUGGUCUUUUUCCCAAGAUAGGUGUGUUGUCCUUGCCAACUAGAUGCCCUGUUCAAAUUAUAGGGCUUUGGGUUCCUUAAUGAUUGGAGUGAUCUCUGGAAUUCUUGCAUAUUUCUAAAUGUCAUGUCACAUCUUUCCAAUAGACUAGUGUCUUUCAGUGCUCUAAAUCGUGGAAAUCAUGAGUUAGCUAAAAUUUGUGGUCUGCAUUAGAGAAGAAUUGUUUGAUGCUCUCACUACUGGCUACAUCUCUUGCCCUUGCAACUGCAUAUCUUUUAAUCCUCUUUGGUGAGAAAAGAAUAAAGAAUGUGAACAAGUUGUCCCACGAUGACUCACAUUCCUAAAGUUCUAGUUGAUGAUGUACCUUACUGAAAUUGAAGAGUGAGAAAUGUCAAAGACAUCCCUCAUCUGAGUGAGGCCUUCAUAGACUCCUGACUUUGAAACAACUCAUGAUUGAUAGUAUGCUUUAAGAUGUGUUUCUUCUUAGAUGACCAAGGCCUACCCCUUCUUCCUAUGUAUCUCAUGUAUAUUUUCAUGUAAAGAUUCCAAAAUCCAUGACUUCCCUACAUCACCAAGACCUCACCUAAGCUCCAGUGUUGUUUGGCAACUGAAGGAGAACCCUGCCAUGGUUUCGGGGCUAUGCAUCAGAGACACAACUUCUAAAUCCAAUGAUGAGACAUCAGUUCAAGAUUGCUCACAUCUCCUAUUUGGAAAUAGAUGGAGAGAUUCAUCUUUGAUCCAUAAUAGUUGGGAUUCCAAAAAUGGAAGCAGGUAGAGUUCACCCUGUUCUAUCCAUAUAUUCAGGUGCAGCUUCUGACAGCAGUUACAAGCUUUAUGGCUUGACAUUUUCUAUUCAAAGUUUGUUCCCCUUGUUGGUCCCUCCCAUAGUCCCAUGAUUAUUUUUGCGACAGGUUCUCUAACUUCUUAUUCACCAUGUUUCCUACUUUGCUCAGGUGUAGUGACAUUCCAAUUGGAUAUCUGGAAUUUAUAUGUUGUAAUGAAUGAGAAUCUACUAGCUUCAUGCUUCUUAGAGAGCCAAUAAUUGAUGGUUGCAUGCCCAAGUCUAGGGACAAGUUUUUCAUCCAAUGGGCCAGUUUCCUACAUAUUCCUAAUGAAGGUGGAGAUCCUUAAUUGCCAAAAUUUGGAGUGUAGAGUAGAUGAAUGUUGUCAAAUGCAAAAGAGGAACACUACUUCUAUUGAAUACUGAUUAAGGGUUUUCAAAAGCAUUUUCUCCGGUAUCAGUGUUGGAAGACAAGCUGCCACAGAAACAACUAGCAGCUUUGAUUGAGUUGGUGUCUCAAGUCUCCCAAAGAACUCACAAUUGAGUUGGUGCUCAAGUCAAUUUACUUCCCCAAGAUAGGCUAGCUUCCUCCAAUGCUCUAAAAUGUGGAGAUUACAAGUUGCUAAAAUCUGUGUCUAUAUUAGAUGAAGAUUGGGUGAUUCACAAGAACAACUGCGCAUCCCUUGAAUCAUGUAUGUUGCUCAGUCUCCACACUAAGCUCCAUUUGUAUUUGGCAAGUGAAACUACAUAUGGGAGACACAACUCCUAAAUCCAAUUAUGAGAGAUGACCCAAAGAUAGCUCGCAUAUCCUGUGUGAAAACAGAUGGCGUGAUUCAUGUUUGAUCUAUAAUGGUUCACUACAAUAGCAGAAGCGAGGAGAUUUCACCAUAUCCUAGUUUCAUACCAUUGAAAUUUCCUGCAAGUGGAAUUUGGUGAAUUUUGCACUUAACCUUUAUUGUUAAAAAACUUCACUAGGGGGCAGCUUUUAACAGCAGUUAUAAGUUUUAUGGCUUUACAUUUACGAUUCAAUGCUUGUUCCACUUGUUGGUCCCUCCCACAGUCCAAUGAUUCUUUCUAUGAUGGGUUGUCCAACUUCACUUUCAGCAUAGCUUCUAUAGUUCAUUCAAGUGUAGUGAAAUUGGCCAGUUGGAUAUCUACAAAUCAUAUGGUGCAAUAUAUAAGAAACCAUCAAGAGGGUGCACAACACUGAGUCUAUUAGAGGGAUGGUUGCAUGCCCAGGAAACAUCUAUUUCGCACGGACAGAUUUGUAUGUAUCUUUGGAGUUAUUACUAAUUGGAAUGAUUCAAAAGUAGCAACGGGCCUCUGGGAUUCUUUCAGAUUUCUAAAUGCCCUAUUUCCAUGUCUUUCCAAGAAUCCAGCUUCCUGCAAUCCUAAUGAAGGUGGAGAUUCUGAGUUGCCCAAAGCUGGAGUUCAAACUAAAUGAAUGUUGUCGAAUGAAAAAGUAGAACAUCACUUCUUGUGAAUACAGAUUUUGGGUGGUAGAGAAUGGAAUAAUGCACCACAACACGUUUCUUGUACAUCUUGCAAUGAUGCUCUUCCACAAUGAUCAAAAGAAACAAAGUAGUCAAAACUAAGCAAUGACACGAUUUUUCCUCACGGAGGAAGGUGAGGGAAAGGAAAGGAUGCAACCCAAUGCAAAGGUGCAUCAGAUUGCUGUGUUUUGACAAGGGGAGGAAGAGAUGGAGAACGCAAGAUGCUUCUUUUUGGUAACAUGAAGAAGUCAUUAAGGCAAGUUGUUUGGCUCAACUAAAAGAGGAAGAAACAGAGAAAAAGAACCCAAGAUUCAUCAGAGGAUACCGGUGUGACACCACACCCUUGUAAAUUCAAACAAGCAGCUCGUUUGAAAAAGGUUCAUUUGAUAUACCCAUGAGUGCUACACUUUUGUAAUUUCAUUAAACUGUCAUGCCACAAACUGUGUGGAUCAAUAUAUUGUGCUAUUACAACCAUC
Molecule: messenger RNA, 9464 nt
Organism: Vitis riparia (riverbank grape)
Lineage: Eukaryota; Viridiplantae; Streptophyta; Magnoliopsida; Vitales; Vitaceae
Product: putative disease resistance RPP13-like protein 1
Exons: 15
Coding region: 85-4626 (1513 amino acids)
Biological process (GO): defense response to other organism
Molecular function (GO): ADP binding
Source: RefSeq, a predicted model, not a curated record